AUGAGCUCCGAUAAUCCCGAACCUUCUUCUUCUAAAGCUGCAGAAGUACCUCCUGAACCUCAAAUACAUGUCAAAGCUAGUGGAAAUGCUAUUUUAAGAGGAAAUCCACUACUCAAAUACAUCACACACGUACCUUGGGAAUUUGAUGACAGAAUGUUGGCAGAUUAUGUUAUGGGUCAGACAACUUGUGCUUUAUAUUUGUCUGUUAGAUAUCAUAAUCUUAAUCCAGAUUAUAUACAUGAUCGUCUAAAAAUUUUAGGAAAAAACUAUCUGCUUCGUGUAUUACUAGUAAUGGUAGAUAUUAAAGACCCUCAUCAUGCGAUAAAAACAUUAACGAGAAUAUCAAUUUUGGCAAAUUUGACCAUAAUGCUUUGCAGAAGUUCAGAAGAAGCUGGUAAAAUUAUUGAAAGAUAUAAAAUUUAUCAAAAUAAGCCUCCAGAUCUUAUAAUGGAAAAAAAAGAGGCAGAUCCUUAUUCCAGAAUUAUGUCUGCAUUGAUAACAAUUCGAUCAAUUAACAAGACUGAUGCGACAAUUUUGUUGUCAACUUAUGGUACACUCAGAGGAAUAUUAAAAGCCUCAGAAAAUAGUUUAUCGUUGUGUCCUGGAAUAGGUCCACAAAAAGCAUCGAGAUUAUAUAAAACCCUUCAUGAAUCAUUUUUGAAAGGAGAUUUAAAUUGUCGACAACGUUUUACCAAAUCAAAUUUUCUAUACCUUAAACAAUGCCAUUGUGGUAUAUCUCUCAUGUUGUUAAUAAUCUACAGAGACAAAAAGAACAAAAAUUGA
Molecule: messenger RNA, 783 nt
Organism: Pediculus humanus corporis (human body louse)
Lineage: Eukaryota; Metazoa; Arthropoda; Insecta; Psocodea; Pediculidae
Product: DNA excision repair protein ERCC-1, putative
Exons: 5
Coding region: 1-783 (260 amino acids)
Biological process (GO): UV-damage excision repair; mitotic recombination; nucleotide-excision repair
Cellular component (GO): nucleotide-excision repair factor 1 complex; ERCC4-ERCC1 complex; nucleus
Molecular function (GO): single-stranded DNA binding; damaged DNA binding
Source: RefSeq, a predicted model, not a curated record